Messenger RNA from Zonotrichia albicollis (white-throated sparrow), 1296 nucleotides. The record is from RefSeq and is a predicted model, not a curated record. NCBI's taxonomy places the organism in Eukaryota, Metazoa, Chordata, Aves, Passeriformes, Passerellidae.
AGUUUGUUGGCUGUGCUGUGAAGGAGUCAGUGCUGCAAGGAGCUGACCAUGAGAAAUCACAGAGAAGGUUCUGAAGCUGUUGGCCCUCUUGCAAUAGGACUGCUUCGCUGGAAAAAUCUGUGUGUGUAUGGGAACCCACCCCUCGGUCCCACUGUCCCUGAAGAUGCCUGUGUUCCUGGGUGUCGAUGUUUUGCUACACAGAAUGACUUCUCAUGUCCAUUGUCCUGUCCAGCAUCACUUUCAAUCACUCCAGUGCCUUCUUACAACAGUAGUAGUCAAGAAACUUUGAGUCAAGACUCCACAGGAUUGAGUCUAGAAGCUGCUGAACUUCCUGAUUUGGAUCUGGCAAAGCAAUGAAGUGGAUGCUUAAUGAACUUGACAGUUGACAAUUUAUCUGCUUCUCUAAUUAUUCUUACCGCUUAUGAGUGAGAAACUAAAAUCCACCUAGACACAACGAGCUGGUAGUUCCUGUAAAAUGUAUUUGGAAAUUCCAGCCAGCACUGAUCAUGCUGUUGGUUCAAGGCAUUUAAAACUGGCAAUGCUAGCACGUGCCUCCUGAACAGUUGCACCAAUGCGCUUCAAACUUGUCUUCAGAGAGCAUCUUUAGAGCUGGAAGUGCAUUUACUCUCCUGCAUUCUCUUUGUGCUAAUUUUGAAACUAGCUGGAAGACCUGGCCAUCCUCUUUAUCUACAACGUGGAUAUUUGCCCUUUUUGCUGAUCAGAGGUUGGCACAUCACUGCACGAGUUCAAGCAGGAAUCUCUUGUUAUCCCUGUUUGCUUCCUGCUGGUGCUUUGUGUGAACCUAAACUCAGGAGGGACUGUCAUACUCAAUCUCCUCCUCACAUCACUACUUAGCAAACACAGACUUAGAUUUAUAACAUUCAAUUCUUUUUGAUUGCCUUAUUUGGAUAGGCAAAUUUGGAUGUCCAAACUUAUUUGGGUAGUUUUUCUUGGAUGUAUUUCUACGCUGUUGAUUGAGAACCGUUGGGGCAAUAAGAAUUAUUUUGAAUAUCAGACUUCAUGGAGACUCCUUUUCUCUGGGCAAUAUUUUGGUUUUGUAAACUACUCAAUUAAUGAAGAAAAGGGUUAGGGUGGAUUUUGAAUCAGUAAUUGAAGAACUGGUUUUUACCUAAGGAUAUGUCUUCCUACCACUCUUCCAAUUGCAGCUUUCUAGUGCUAGAGAAUCUUCAAGGCUUAGUGCAAGAAGGAAAUGUUUAAUUAGUCCUUUAAAUCAAAGAAGGGUUUGUGAACAGCAAUCUGUUUCAUUCUCCUGUCAAUGACAUGCCUUUCCCUGUG